Sinocyclocheilus anshuiensis is the source of this 5707-nucleotide messenger RNA. RefSeq names its product plexin b2b (gene plxnb2b). Lineage: Eukaryota; Metazoa; Chordata; Actinopteri; Cypriniformes; Cyprinidae. Gene Ontology annotation, molecular function: semaphorin receptor activity; protein binding. The record is from RefSeq and is a predicted model, not a curated record. Gene Ontology annotation, cellular component: plasma membrane; semaphorin receptor complex. The transcript has 35 exons. Gene Ontology annotation, biological process: regulation of cell migration; negative regulation of cell adhesion; semaphorin-plexin signaling pathway.
AUGGCCACCUGGUUACCAGCGGUCCUACUGGUGCUACAAGUAACCACUGCAUCUUCUGAAGAGCCCAUACUGGAGUUUUCCACAGAUACGCCCAUCAAUAAUGUGGCACAGGACCCACAGACUGGCCGUGUUUACCUGGGUGCUGUCAAUGCCAUUUAUCAGUUGAACUCUUCAUUGUAUCUUGAGGCCAGAGCUGAAACGGGGCCCAAGAAAGAUGCGAGGGGUUGCACCCCUCCGGUGUCUACUUGUCAGGACCUGAAAGACACCAACAACACCAAUAAACUCUUGCUGGUUCAUUCGGAUAACGGGUCGCUGAUAGUCUGUGGGAGCUUAUACCGAGGAAUCUGCUCUCUGCUCAACCUCACCAAUGUCAAAGAGCAGAUAUACUACAGCGACAGCAAAGGGGAGCGGACCUAUGCCGCCAGCACAGAAGAGCACGUUUCCGUGGUAGGAGUCAUGGCCACGCUUGAAAUUGACGAUAAACCGUUCAGCGUCUUUUUAGUCGGGAAGGGCUACGGAAGCAUGGACAGCUCCAAACUCAUCAGCACCAGAAUCGUGCAGAACUACCGCGACUGGGUCGUGUUCGAGAGCAUCAUCGAGGCGUCUACGGUCCAGGCUGUUCCCUUCGUGCCCAAGUAUCUUCACGACUUCCGCUUCACCUUCAAAAAUGACAACUUUGUCUACUUCUUCUUUUCACGCACUCUCGGCGGAACAGACAACAAGAACUUUACUUUCGUUUCGCGCCUCUGCGAGAAUGACAAUCACUAUUAUUCAUACACGGAGCUUCAGCUUAGUUGUGGUGUGAAGAAUCGUUACAAUAAAGUCCAGGCCGCAUAUUUGACAGACCCGGGGAAAGAGCUGGCUCAGGCCAUGUCCGAAUCCGGAGAGUAUGGGAAUGUCCGGGAAUGGGAUAAAGUCUUGUUUGUGGUGGCUAGCUCAGAGGAAGGGGCCACCGAAUCAGCUCUGUGUAUGUAUCCCACGUCCAGUAAAGAUGAUCCAUGUGUCAAACAUGAUAAAGACAUUGUGAACCAUUACAAGUGCGGAGCCGAUUUUCUCCCGUCUCCAUUGGCCAGUCGACAGGAGUUUGCCUUGAAGGCCAAUCCCGUCUUCAUCAGGCAGAACCUGCUGACCGCGGUGGCCGUGGCUGUCGAGAAUGAUCACACCAUUGCUUUUCUGGGACACAAUGCCGGAGAGGUGAUAAAGGUACAUUUGUCAAGCCAUCCAGAGGCGUACAACCCCGGUCCGGGCUACAAAACCAGCGGCUACAUAAAUAAGAACCUUUUCUUUGACAAAAUCCAGGCGCACUUGUACAUCACCACUGAGAAAAAGAUCACAAAGGUGCCCGUACAGGCCUGCCAUCUGAAGUCAGACUGCCAGUCGUGUGUCGCUCAGAGAGAUCCGUACUGUGGCUGGUGUGUCCUGGAGGGAAGAUGCACCAGGAGAUCGGAGUGCAGUCGUGCGGAGGAAAAGAACGGUUGGCUGUGGAGUCCGACCCAACAGUGUGUGAAAAUCAUCUCUUUCCACCCGCCAAAUCUCAGCUGCUUGAAGUCCCAGCAGGUUGAGAUAAACGUCCGAGCGCUGCCGAUCCUCAGAGAUUCAGACCGUAUCCACUGCGCCUUCGGCUCUUAUCAGAGCAACGGCAGGAUGGUGGACGGCCGAAUCAGUUGCCGCUUACCUGAGCAGCAUCUUAUACCAGCGACACCUGCGCACCAAGAUUUUGUGGCGGUUCUGGUCCACAUCUUUGUGAACGGUAGCGUGGAGGUGGCUUCCAGCGAGUACAAGUUCUACAACUGCGCAGCGACAGUCCGGAAAGCAGAAAAUACGCCAUGCACUUCCUGUGUAAGCAGCGCUUGGGGAUGUCAGUGGAACAUUGCGGCGCAUACCUGCACGGAUCUGAGCAACGCAGAAACCGGCGCCAAUAUAAUCAAACACAGACAGAACAAGAGCUGUCCGCGGUUCGAGAAUCCAGAUCCCGUCCUUAUCCCGGUCGGAUACAAAACCCGGAUCAGUUUUGAGGGCAUCAAUCUGGACCCAUACAAGGGCCGUGAUUUCACCAUCGGAACAGAGCUGAUGAAGUUUGAGGAAGAUGUCAAGACGGAGCCGGGACCCUUCUACUCUUUCAGCGGUUAUGUGUUUUACUUUGAUAGAGCUCACGAGACCAGCGUUCUGUUCCACGUAAGAGACAAAUACACGGGAAAGAAGAUCGACAGCAGUCUUAGCGUCACUCUGUAUAACUGCUCUCUGGGACGUGAAGACUGCAGCCUGUGUAAGAACGCCGACCCCAAAUACCAGUGUGUGUGGUGCACGCAGACCAGCUCGUGUGUGUAUGAGCAGCUGUGUGCCUCGAGAGAGCCGGAGGAGUGUCCUGACCCCCAGAUCACCGACAUCACGCCGAGAUUCGGGCCUCUGAAAGGAGGAAUAGCUGUGACUAUUAAGGGCUCGAACCUGGGCAUUCAGAAGGACGACAUUAAGAACAUCACAGUGGCUGGAGUGCCGUGUAAACACCUGCGGGAACGGUACUCCGUCUCCACCAGUGUGGUGUGUGAAAUCGGCCCAGCGAAACUCUACAAAACCGGAGAGGUGGAAAUCGAGGUGGGCAGAGGAAAGAAAGGCAUAUCCACAAAAACGGUCCGCUUCACCUACAGGGACCCUGUAGCACAGAGCAUGUCUCCUGAACGAGGUCCUAAAGCAGGAGGAACCAUCCUCACUAUCACUGGGAUGAACCUGAAUACCGCUUCAAAAGAAGACCUUCAAAUCAUGGUGGGCGAUGUGCCCUGCCGAGUUGAGAGCUUCGGAGAGCGGAUCACCUGUAAACUGUCUGAGUAUCUGGGCGAUACGGUUCCGUCGGCUUACCUCACCUUCAGAGUUCAAUACGGCAAACACACCACAACCGCCAUCAGGACGGCCUUUCAGUUCUCCAACAACCCCUCUGUGUCCGACCAUCAACCCAGGAGCAGCUUCAUCUGUGGUGGCAGAACAAUCAUGGUGGUGGGUUCUGGAUUUGACCUGGUCCAGAAGGCUUCUAUCAGAGUGGUGGCGUCGGCUGGAGAAUGGUCCAGACAGACCGUCCCAGAAGAGUUUGUAGAGCAGUCCACAUUCAAAAACGACACCUUGAUCAAGUUUGUGUCACCUGCGGUCAACGAGUCUCAGUUCUUCAGGACGUACGUGCAGCUCGAUAACCUCCAGACCGAGCUGACACCGUUUGAGUAUCACCCUGACCCCACGUUCGAUAGCCUCAGCAAGACCGUUAUCACUGAAAACAGCAUGAUCAUCGUGACUGGUCGUGGUUUUUCUAAAGCGAUGACGGCGAAAGAAGCGCAGGCGUUUGUGGGAGACGCCCAGUGUAACGUAAACACGUUACAGGAUGAUAAAUUAUUCCUGGACCCGCCGUCGACCGUACCCAGUGCUCGAUCCAAGAGACAGAGGAGAGACACCGGCUCCAACCCGCUGGACCUGGUGAUUAAGUUUGGCAAUGGCGAGUGGUUGGUCGGCUCAGUUCGGUACGAGAGGAAGUACAAUCUCCCGCUGCCCAUCAUCAUCCCGGCGGUGCUUGUUCCCAUGCUGCUGAUUAUCGCCAUCUCCGUCGUCUGCUACAGGAGGAAGAGCCAGCAGGCUGAGCGAGAGUACGAGAAAGUGAAGCAUCAGCUGGAGAAUCUGGAGGAGAGUGUUCGUGACCGCUGCAAGAAAGAGUUCACAGAUCUGAUGAUCGAAAUGGAGGACCACACCAACGACAUCAGCGAGGGCCGGAUCCCGUUCCUGGACUACAAGACCUACACAGACCGCGUCUUCUUCCUGCCCUCGAAGGAUGGCGCCAACGACGUCAUGAUCACCGGCAAACUGGAUAUCCCAGAAUCCCGCAGGGCUACGGUCACCCAGGCGCUGAACCAGUUCUCCAACCUGCUCAACAGCAAAACUUUCCUCAUCAAUUUUAUCAGAACGCUGGAGGGCCGUCCGGAUUUUAACGCCAGGGCCAAAGUGUAUUUCGCAUCUCUGCUGACCGUAGCGCUUCACGGUAAACUGGAGUAUUACACAGACAUCAUGAGGACGCUUCUGCUGGGGCUCAUGGAGGAUUAUGUUCACAGCAAGAACCCUAAACUGCUGCUCCGCAGGUCUGAAACGGUGGUGGAAAGGAUGCUGAGUAACUGGAUGUCCAUCUGUCUCUAUCAAUACCUGAAGGACAGCGCCGGAGAGCCGCUCUACAAACUCUUCAGGGCCCUAAAGCACCAGAUUGAAAAGGGGCCGGUGGACGCACAGGUCAAGAAAGCCAAAUACACGCUGAACGACACCGGCCUUCUCGGAUAAAAACAUAUCUAAUCAGUAUUUUCUGUGUGCCGGCAGACGCUGCAGGUGCUGGUUCAGGGCGAGGGGCCGGACAUCACCCCCGUGAAGGUGCUGAACUGUGACACCAUCUCUCAGGUGAAGGAGAAGAUCAUCGAGCAGGUGUCCAAAAACCUGCCGCACUCUCAGAGACCCAAAGUAGACGGCGUCACCCUCGAAUGGCGGCCCGGCUCCACGGGACAGAUCCUGUCAGAUCUAGACGUGACGUCACAGAAGGAGGGCAGGUGGAGACGCAUCAAUACGCUGGCGCAUUAUAACGUACGUGAUAAUGCAACGGUGGUCCUUUCCAGAGUUCAGCACACACAACAGUCGUACGAGCAAAAUCACGAUAACCAUGAAGAGAGAAACGCCCUGCUGGAGGAUGAUAAAGUUUUUCACCUGGUGCGACCGGCCGAUGAGCUGGAUGAGAUGAAAUCUAAGAGAGGCAGUAUAAAGGACAAAUCCAUGACCAAAGCCAUCACUGAGAUCUAUCUCACCCGACUGCUCUCCGUCAAGGGAACGCUGCAGCAGUUCGUGGAUGAUUUCUUUCGCAGUGUGCUCUGUUCUGGCGCCGCCGUCCCGCCAGCAGUUAAAUACUUUUUCGACUUCCUGGAUGAGCAAGCCCUCAGACACGAGAACGUAGACGAGGAAACCAUACACAUCUGGAAGACCAACAGUUUGCCGUUGCGUUUCUGGGUGAACAUACUGAAGAACCCUCACUUCAUUUUUGACGUGCACGUGAGUGAGGUCGUGGACGCCUCUCUGUCCGUCAUCGCUCAGACCUUCAUGGACGCCUGCACAAAAACAGAACACAAACUCAGUCGGGAUUCUCCCAGCAACAAAUUACUCUAUGCAAAGGAGAUCUCCACCUACAAAAGGAUGGUAGACGAGUACUAUAAAGGAAUCCGGCAGAUGGUGUCAGUCAGUGACCAGGAAAUGAACACACAUCUGGCUGAAGUGUCACGGGCACACACAGAUAAACUGAACACACAAGUGGCUCUUCAUCAGCUCUACCGGUACGCCAGCAAAUACUACGAUGGGAUCAUCAUGUCUCUGGAUGAAGAUCCUGCUGCCCAGAGUAAACAGUUAACACUGAGACUGCAGCAGAUCGCCGCAGCGCUGGAGAACAAAGUGACCGACCUCUAACCCUGUCAGAGAGAACGAAGAACGAACGCUCUCAGUCUGUAUUUAGCUCAUCACUAUAAUCAGAUGUUCAUUUUCUUCCUGUGUAGAGACAAAGGUUUUAAGAAUCGUAUUCUAUAUAUUUUUUAAUGUGCAGUCUUUAUGCAGAAAGCUUUAUAAGAGGAGAAUAACUUUUUAAAUAGACGGCCUUGUAUCAGUUGUUUUUAAAGCUUCUGUGUGUGUGUGUGUGUGUGUGUGUGUGUGUGUG